CUAGCGGGCUCUGGUGUACAGAAUCAGUACCAGUAGUUGGCGAUAGCGAGUCGGAGUCAGAAAUUAUUCAAAAUUCAAGAUGGCCAUGUGUCACGAUGGUUUCUUGAAUUGGAAUAGUUAACUUUAUUUGUUUUGUGUGAAAAAAGUGCUUUGCCAUGAUGGCUGACUUAAGUGUUGAUAUUUCAAAGUUACCGGACGAGAUAAGAGAUAAAUUAGCGGAGUUAGACUUGGAGUUAUCAGAAGGGGACAUCACACAGAAGGGCUAUGAAAAGAAACGCGCACGCCUCCUCACACCAUACAUUCCACAACAGCAGCCGCAAGUUGGUAGCCAGCCGCCUCGGGGUCCGCGAGGCGACGGCGGCAGCAGCCGACAGCACACGAGGAACCGACGCACACAUCGCCGCGUCACGCACAAUGAGAAGAGAUACCAUUCAGGUAUCCGAAACGGAGCCCUACGAUUGGUAGUUGCCACAGACACGCACACAAACACUCCUACCUGA
Messenger RNA from Spodoptera littoralis (African cotton leafworm), 500 nucleotides. The record is from the annotation of a GenBank genome assembly. Lineage: Eukaryota; Metazoa; Arthropoda; Insecta; Lepidoptera; Noctuidae.